AGGCACUCAGGCAGAAACCGGGCAACUGUCGUGGCCUCAGGUGUGUUCGGGACCACUAUGGCGUAACGACGACUAUGUGACUUACAGUAACCACAGAUAUGUUCUCAACAUGAAUUCGUCCUUUCUUCGCAUUUAGAUAUGCUACAAGCUGCGAGAGAACACCCCCAAUCUGAUGAUAAUAAGUUCCGGACGAUUUCUUCUAUGCUUGACAAAACAAAUAAGUUGAUGUCACAAUUCCGCGUUGUUAAGAAACAGGUAGGCUGCCUCUGGGGCCUACUGUUUUUCUUAGUGCCUGAGUCUAAUAUGUAGACAGAUGGAUAGUACAGGGGCAAAUGGGGAACAGCCCGCCUCUCAAGUCGAUGAUGCGAAGUCGACGACAGCAUCGGGGUCAAAUCCUCCAAUGAGUAAAAAGAGAGCCAGGCCAGGAGAGGCAAACGAGAACGGCACGGAACUGAGCAGGCUACAAGAAAGUCGCGCGCAGAAGCGAAAGCGCGUGGAAAUUCCAGGAAACGACGAAGACUUGCGGAACACAACGCCAGUCUCUGCUGAAACAGAGGAUAUCUCUGAGGAGGUCCAGCGACGACUGCUGAUCAAGGAAGAGCAGCGAAAAAAACGUAAUGCUAUGCCUGAGAAGCGGAAACGUGAUAGAGAUAGCCUUCUCUCGAACGAUGGCAUCUUGUCGCUAGGAGAUGCAGCAAGGCCAAAGAAGAAGAGGCGAGAGGAGCAGACAGGUUCGGAUUGAGCGGACGAAUUUCCACGCGAAUACUGGAAUUACUAACUAAAUUGGGGGGUGGGGGAGAAAAGGAACGUAUAUAGUAAAACCGUUGGAACAAGCGACGGACUGCGCAUACUUUCAGGUACGGUUCCUAUUUCUAACGACCACAUGCCAGACAUUGACUUCCCGCAGAAGAGUCACAACUCGGCACAUCAAUAGAG
Molecule: messenger RNA, 936 nt
Organism: Aspergillus ruber CBS 135680
Lineage: Eukaryota; Fungi; Ascomycota; Eurotiomycetes; Eurotiales; Aspergillaceae
Exons: 1
Coding region: 314-742 (142 amino acids)
Source: RefSeq, a predicted model, not a curated record